AUGGCUAACAGAGGCUAUGAUGUCGUCGUCGAUGUCGACGCAGAAGGUGACCUAGGCCACACUGACCUCCAAGACGACGACCUCGAAUUCCACUCAUCAAACUUCGAAUCGAGUUCUUCGAACCGCAAAAUCCAGCCCGACACUCCCUUUCUAGCUGGCUCCGUCAAUCCAGCCAACCUGCCCAGCAAUGACCCCUCCUCCAUGCCGCAGAAACACAUGCUCUGGUCUCUGUCCUUCUACGCCCAAUUCUUCGACGUCGACACCUCCACCGUGCUGCACCGAUGUCGCUCCGCCAUCCUUCCUUUCAUCCCCAACACGCCGCCAUUUCUCGACAUCAUGGACGGAAACCCUGACCUCUACGGCCCAUUCUGGAUCGCGACCACCGUCGUGGUAAUUCUGUUCCUCACGGGGACAAUAAGCCACAAGCUGGCGACCGAGGGGAAAAACCACUUCGAGUAUGACUUUAAAUUGCUUAGCGGCGCCGCGGGCCUGAUCUACGGAUACACACUGCUUAUCCCCCUGGGGCUCUGGGGCGCGCUGCGCUGGUUUGGCGCACAGUCUCUCGAACUGGUGGAAUGCUGGGCGCUUUAUGGGUACAGCAAUCUAUUCUGGAUUGCCGUGGCGUUGGUCUCGUGGUCACCACUCAAUGGACUCAACUACGCCCUUGUCGGGCUGGGUUACGCCGUCAGUGUGUUCUUCUUGGUCAAGAACUUGUAUCCGGUGAUUAGUGCGACGGAGAAAAAGAUCAGCCAGAUCUUGCUAUUGGCCGUGGUGUUGCUGCAUGCCGGCCUUGCGAUCGCCAUUAAGAUCUUGUUCUUUAGUCACAAGAGUCCAGCCAAGGAUGAUGACAGCAAGAUGUUGUUCUAA
Molecule: messenger RNA, 867 nt
Organism: Cladophialophora psammophila CBS 110553
Lineage: Eukaryota; Fungi; Ascomycota; Eurotiomycetes; Chaetothyriales; Herpotrichiellaceae
Exons: 3
Coding region: 1-867 (288 amino acids)
Biological process (GO): vesicle-mediated transport
Cellular component (GO): membrane; Golgi apparatus
Molecular function (GO): small GTPase binding
Source: RefSeq, a predicted model, not a curated record